This is a messenger RNA of Fusarium poae, 3894 nucleotides long. RefSeq lists its product as uncharacterized. The transcript has 9 exons. Bases 1 to 3894 code for a protein of 1297 amino acids. Gene Ontology annotation, molecular function: ATP binding; ATP hydrolysis activity. NCBI's taxonomy places the organism in Eukaryota, Fungi, Ascomycota, Sordariomycetes, Hypocreales, Nectriaceae. The record is from RefSeq and is a predicted model, not a curated record.
AUGUCCGAAGGGACUCCUCAAGUUGGCGCUCCAGACCAAGGUCAAGUUCCAACUCCAGCAGCCGUCGAAGGCUCUUCGCCACUGGGCAACGAACCUAAAACAUCGACUGAUAUAUCGGAUACUAUAUCCAGCGCUAAGCUCUUCAUAGCUGCUCAAGUUCUUGAGCAGGAAGCAAGAAAUCUGCAAAGUUUACGCCCGGAUUCAUCUACGGAAAAUCUCAACGACAGACUCAAUACUGCCAUAAAGGUGCUAGAAGAGGUCCAAAAAGAACUGAAACAAAAGGCUGCAGCUAGUCAACAGGAAAAGGCAAAUUCUCCGAUCAAUGACAAACCAGAUAAGCCCAAUGAAGAGAAACAGGACGAAAUUGUUUGCAAGGUGAAGCAGUCCAGUAUGGAAGAUUGGUCCAUUGACAAGAGGGAGUCUAAACAUAUCAUUAUCGCAUACUAUCCCUCUACAUCCCUCAUUGAAAUUGACCAGGAUGGACACAAAGUCACAAAGGGGGUGUUGGAUGACCAGGAGCGCCCUUAUAGGGUAAAGUUGGCCUCAGAAGCGUUGUUGCAGGAGAUCGAUGGAAUUACAGGUAUCAAUCAGGAUACUGAACCACCGAUGUUACUCGCUCCACCAUACAAGCUUCUUGUCAGGUACCACGAAGCCAUAGGCACAAGGCUGGCACAGUUGAGCCGUUACCUGCACUUGGAAAGUGAAGAAUCUGCCAAUACUCUCGGCCAACAUCCUACAAAGUUUGAACCUAAGGAAAACAGUCCCGAAACGACGCCAGAGCGGUCUUUAAAAGAAGACAUCACAGCAAAUGAAAACAGCAGCGUAUCAUCCAAAAUACGCGACAGAUGGGUCGAGCGUUUUAAUCAUCUCAAACUGCUUCAAGAGUUCAGUGACAUACAUCUAGCACCCCAUCAUAGAACGUACGCCAAGAUCAAGUCUGGCGAUCUGGAAAAGAUUGCCUUUGAAGAUUUGUGUUUUCUAUUCACUCCCGGUGACAUCAUUUAUGUCAAAGAAAGGGGAUACGAACAAUUAGCAAAAGUAUAUUCCUUGACUGGGGGUCAGCAACGGAAAGGCGAAUCGGGAAAAGAAUACGAACGGUUCAGCAGAGAUCAGGAAGACAAGAAACCCGAGGGGUACGUACAAAGCUGGACACGUGGGUCUUGGAGUCCACUCAUCGUCGACUACUAUACUAUGGAGUCUGAUGGGUAUUACAUUGGUCCUAAGGAUCAUUGCAAGCAAAUCAAUCACUUCUCUGGCGAGCGAAACAUCACAGAUCUUGUCAUAUUUCCUCUCAGGUUCCAUCAUGAGAAAGACAAGAUAGUGGAACGUCUGACAGAAAGGGGCAGGAGAUAUUGUACGUCAUAUGGCCACAAGAGCUACAGAGGUAUUACGUGUCCCGAAGACGACAAGACGAGCCCUGAAGAGAUUGUCGGCGACAUGUUUGUUGACAUUCAAGACUAUUAUCGCGUCCACAAGAAAUCGUCGAUAUUUGACAGUCUAAACGACCAUCCGAAAAGGCCUCCACUGGGUAGAUUGUAUCCUGUGGCAACAGACACAAGAGAGACCGAGGAAUCUACCCGUGGAACAACAUUGAACCUAUUUGACGCAGAGGUGGACAGAAAGGCAUCGGAUGAAUUUAUGCUAUCACGUCAGCAUGAGAUGGAGCUCGUGGAACUCGGUUCAAGUUCUGUGCCUCAACACAUCCUUCAACUGUUGCCACACUGGGUACCUGCGUACUUUUUUCGCUCCAGAAAUUACUACCGCGUCUACGUGGCUCAUAUUGAAGACAUCGACAAGACUGAUGAAGCACGAGACAGCAGUUUUGAGGAUCUAGUCAUCCCAGAUAGCCAUCGAAACCUCCUGCUGGGUUUGAUACGAAAUCUGGUAUUGGAUCAAAACUCGGCAUCAAAACAUGAGGUUGCUGUCAACAGAUCUACUCAAAUUGAUAUCGUUCGAGGUAAAGGACAAGGCCUGAUAAUACUCUUGCACGGACCACCGGGCUCGGGGAAAACCAGUACUGCGGAAACGCUGGCAGCGUAUACCAGGCGGCCCCUAUAUCCAAUCACAUGUGGCGAUCUCGGAACUUUCCCAGAAUAUGUCGAGAAUUCCUUGGUUAAACAUACAUCCAGGGCUCAACGAUGGGGUUGCAUCUUACUGCUCGACGAGGCUGAUGUCUUUUUGAGUCGUAGAGAUUGGCGUGAUACAAGUCACAAUGGAUUGGUAUCCGUCUUCCUUCGCCAACUGGAAUACUACUCGGGAAUAUUGUUCUUGACUACGAACAGAGUAGGCGUUCUCGACGAAGCGUUCAAAUCUCGCAUUCACAUGUCUCUUGCAUACCCAACUAUCAGAUUGGAACAAACGCUGGAGAUAUGGAAAGGAAUCCUGGACCGUCUUGAGAUGGACAAUCGUACAAUAAAGAUCAAAGUCAAGUUCGACAGGAGUGCUUUACUCGCAUGGGCUGAAAGGCAUUACAAGGCCCAUGAGCCAAUGAACACCACCUGGAAUGGUCGACAGAUCCGCAAUGCUUUCCAGUUGGCCAUCUCCUUGGGCCACUACGACCGAGACCGUAAGCUGGCAGCCGCCAACUUGACCAAUACACAGGCGAUAGCGAGCGGGGAGAAGAAAUGGACGUCAGUUAGGUUGACAACGGCGAAUUUUAACAACAUUGCCAAGACGGCGAGGGAUUUCGAGGACUACCUCCAAGCUACAAGAGGGAAUGAUAGUGACAUUGCAAAAAAUCUAUCACUACGACAUGAUUACCAGACAGAAGACGUGGCAGGGUCUUCGCAGUCGAGAAUGGCACAGAAGGAUUACAAAACCCAGAUUCAGGCUACGAAUCUCGGCGAUCGCGGAAUUAUGCGCCAGGACGUUAGCGAAAGGGUCAUCGAGGUUAUCUUUCGCCAGGUCGUCCGUUUCCUGUUACAGCUUCAAAAGCUCGAUUUCUCUCUGAUUGGCAGCCUGACCCCAAAGUCCGAGAUUGACUCCAGCGACAUCGCUGCGACGGUCUAUUCGCGGCCGAUGACUAAAAAGUCGCAUGACGUGUUGUUACAAGGCGGGAUAAAUGUUUUCGGGCCACGCGAGAAAGCAUUUGCAUCCACAGCUGAAUAUUUUCAUCACAUCAUUGACGGGGAUUUGCAGCAUUUGCAUAACCAGCCAAAUUCAGUCGAUGAUGAGCACGAUGCAAGAGAAAAGCACAUUUACUUCAAUAUCAUGAAAGCUCUAGUUUCCCGUCAUGUUUUGCCAAACCAAGAUAUGGGGCCUUUCAAGCUCAUGUGUGACGAUCUUCAGCCCACGAAUAUGAUCGUCGACAACGAACAGGAUCUUAGAAUUAUCAGUGUAAUUGACUGGGAGUGGUCAUAUACUGCACCGGCCCAGCUGGUUUCUUCCGUGCCGUCGUGGCUUCUGAUCGAGUCUCCAAACGCCUGGUCCUCUGUUGAUAAGAGAUUGGCUAGAUUCAACCGCCAUUUAGAAUUGUAUUCUAGGAUACUCAUGGAAGAAGAGCCAAAGAUCCUCGGAGAGGGAGUUGACCAAGACCGAAAGCCCUCAGCAAUAUUGCGAGCUUGUCAAGAAGAUGGGCACCAAUGGUUUCACAUGAUCAUUCUCCGCGGCUUCAACGGGCCAACCUGUGUGCCGUUUAUGAAGCUUCGAGAACAGACAAAAGACUGGGAUGAACUGGUUUCUGCCAUUCCAGAGGAGGAAAUUGAAUCUUUUGUCUCUAACAAGAUGGCAGACUUGCGCAAGUAUGAAGGACAGCUGGCUGAGACUGAGGAGCGCUAUAAAAUUGCGCUAGAGGGGGGCUUGCGAGAUUUGGAUUGUUUUCUUUCUGACAAUAGAAGAUUUCUAACUGUCAAUGACUCGCGGCACAAGUGGCAGUCAUGGGCUUGCUUCAACUGA